This is a messenger RNA of Fonsecaea multimorphosa CBS 102226, 3840 nucleotides long. RefSeq lists its product as uncharacterized. Lineage: Eukaryota; Fungi; Ascomycota; Eurotiomycetes; Chaetothyriales; Herpotrichiellaceae. The record is from RefSeq and is a predicted model, not a curated record. The transcript has a single exon. The coding region runs from base 1 to 3840 and encodes 1279 amino acids.
AUGGUUGUCGCUUUCGAAAACUCCCGCAGUCAAGGCGCAACUUCGAAGAGAGCGGGUUUGGCGCAUCGCCAGCCCAGCUCGGUUCCGGCAUUUCCACUGUCGUCGCCUCAUCAAGAGACUCUUACGACGUUCAAACCCAUCAAGGGCGGCAUCACAUUGGCACCAAAAGAUACCUUCUUCUCCCCGAACCCCUUCGCUUCCAGCUCUUCCGACGAUGACACCGGAUCUUCUAGUGGGCAGGAUGAAUUCCAUCUUGAGAGAUACAGUCAGGAGACGGCCAGAAAUGGACAAUCCUCACGACCGAGUCGCAAGCAGUCUAGUCGACGAAAGCAUCAGCCGCAGCCGGCCGGAGCACGACUCGACAAAAAGACUCGUCCAGGGCUGAACAUUGUCACCAACUUCUCAGGGCAGCCAAAAAGGGCCCAAACUGAUGGACUUGUUAUUGACCAAGUACAAUCCCAGAGACCUCGACUUGGCCCGAGAUACGCCACAUCCAUCAUGUCAGCUAAAGCUGAGCAUGUAAGCCACUCGGCGCCGGAACCUUAUGCAAUUAACGCUCCAGACGGAUCGCCAAAUCAGAAGACAGAGGAUUUGAAGAGGAUCAUUGCCCGACAAGCUGUUUCAAAGUUGCAAGAAUCGCAAGCAGCGCGAAAGGCGAGGGCGGAGUCAAGCUCGGCGGGAAUGAUGGACGCUGGAGAACAAAUUCGUGGAAUUGCCAAAGAGGAGGAGCUCCGAGGGCCCGCCAACGCCAUAAAUGAUUACUCUCCAGGUGCUCGGUCAAUCGUUAUAGGAAUGAGUGUGCCUGAACAUGAGGUGGAUGCACACCGUUCUGUUGGUGGAGCAAGCACUGUCUACUCCGCGAACACACCCGACACACCUGCAAUUGUGGUCACUCCAGCCGAAGAGACAGACUCGUGGAAACCGCCCUUUUUCAGCAAAGGUCGCCCUGUAUCGAGCACGUAUUCUUCGCACACUCGCAGUGAAACGCAGAUUCAGCACAGUCGCUUGCCACCAGUGCCCAAAAUCCCUUUGAGGCAUGCACGACACGAUGACCAAGUUCAGCCAACGGCAGGUGCAAGCAUUGUUCGGUCCCCUCAAGGGCCUAAACCGAAGUACGCGGAGGACUAUGAUAGCGGUGAUGAACGAGACCGUCGAUCUUUGGAGGAGGUGUCAAGGAUGUCAUCCGAUAGCCAAGAACGAAUCCUCCCGUCAGACAUAGAAAGCAAGCGGCACAGGUCGCAGGGCUGGUGGAACCUUAUGCUCUCGCCCAUGCUUUCGAGGAAAGGGACGAUAGUGGAGAAAGUCAACAGCACGAGUCCUGAGACGCCUCCAGUUCCGUCACUGCCGGCCGAUAUACGGCCUUCCAAAAGUGAUAUCGUUUCUCCGCUCACCUCCGAAUCUCCUGAGACACCUCGCCGGCUCGGACUAGCAAGUGCCAGGGCAAGCAUUUGGUCUAGGUGGACAACAUGGGAAAGAGAAAGAGAUGGCAAGAUCCAAUCCCCUCCACCCAACCUGCCUCAUCCUGAUCUCGACCAACCUCGUGGUUUAGUACAAGAUGUCGACCCAACCUCAGCAUGGCCUGUGGUCGAUCUCACCAAAGGACUUGCAGCAGAAUACUAUCAUGCAUGUGCUGUCGAACAAUUGACCGGCGUUCCGUACUUUGAAUGCCAGAAUCAUUCUUGCGCCAGCCAAGAGCCAAAGCUACAUUCCGUUUUCGACAAGGAAGUGGCCUUGGAGCGGUCACAAGACGUUCCUACGUCGAGGCAAGCGGACAAUAAUAUUGAGGAUAACACUCACGUUCCUAAAAAUGAGGAGCGAGAGCUGAGGAGUGUCUUUUCAAUCCAUUCGGAGCCUGAGGAAUUAUCACCCAAUGUCAGACAAGCAGAAACCGCCGCUGUCGUCAAGGCAAAAUCUGUGGAGAGCCCGGACCUCAGUCAAGGGGAACCACAUCAGCAGGAGGCCAUCCUAUCAGCACCACGUGCAAUUGAAGGUUUACAGGUACAAGAGCGAUCGGUUUCCAAGACGGGGCAACCUAGUCGUGAAGCUCAGUAUCGCAGCAUCGCUGCUGUCGCGGAACAGCCGCCGAUAUUGUCACCAGGGCCUGUCUCUCCGGCAAUGCAGCAUACAAUGACAUCUCAGGGUGCCGUUCCGAUGACACAGAUUGAGCAACAACACAGUCAACCACGUUUGCUGGAGCAAACCGCACCAUCAGAUCAACAACACGUGCCGGCGCCAACGCAGCCACCAUCGGUCACAAUACAUAACCACACGUUUUAUAGUGAAAGAUUCGCAGGCAGAGAUGAUACCGCUGUACAGGAGGCAAGAAGAGAGGCCAUGGAGCGACUCGAAUCUACCGUCUCCGCGCGAGAAGUCAGCCAAAAGCAGGAAUUUGCAAGACAGGAAGUACCAAUCUCCCAAGAACCGGAAGCUACCAAAAAGGAAGGUCUGAUAACCAAACUGAAAAGGCUACUACGUCGAAGGCAGGCCGAUGAUCAGGACCAUGCGGACAAGAAGAAGAAACGCCGUUGGACGCUCAUCAUUUGCAUUAUUCUAUUCAUCGUGGUCCUGGCGUGUGUUCUGCUCGCCACUUUCCUCACCAGGGCAGGCGAUGGCACACCUGUGCAGAGCCAGUGGCUGAAUCUUACUGGCUAUCCUCCGAUCCCCACGGGCAUAUCCACUAUAGCCAGACCCGAUGCCGUCAAACAGCAGUCCCAGUGCGUUGGACCCAAUACGAUGUGGAGCUGUGCUCUGCCCAAGGAGGAGCAGUUCCAGGUGGUCCCCAACUCUCCAGACCAGCCGAACUUUCGAUUCGAGAUUACCUUUCGAAAUGGCACUGUACCAGCGAAUAUGACGGUGCCCGUCCAAGAGCUCAGGAAGAGGUCAGGGGCGCGCCUGCGAAGGCAGGCGGAUGAUCCCUUCACAAAUGAUCUUUUUGAUCCCAAUCCGGCGCCACCAAGCCGCGCGGACCAAAUCUUUAUGGGCAACACGACCGACAAUGUCACCCAGCCGUUCGAGGGGGAACAGACGCCUUUCUACAUCACGUUCAUCCCAGUGUUUCCUAUUGAUCCCUCAAAUGCCACGGCCACAGCAUCUAGCUCGACCGGCUCCAAGCUGCGAAGGCGUCAGUCGACGAAUUCCUCAAAUAUCAUCCCGGCGCCGGACGUCCUGAGCGAUGGCAGUGCCGCGCCUGCCAAUCUCCUUCCCGAGGAUCCAUACCCUUCAUCUCAGCCGGUCAACCUGUACAACAGAGGUCAAGCAGACGAGCACUAUGGCUUCUACAUCUACUACGACAAGGCGAUCUUCUUGCACUCGACAGCGGCUUUGAACACCUCGGAAUUCGCAGACGACAGUGGCAUCGACCCGGAGGACGAAAACGGUGGCUCCACCCGCGAUCAGUCUCGGUUGCGAUGCACCUUCAGCCAAACGAGAUUCUUGGUGCGCAUGUGGACGAACCCGGCCUUUGGCGCAACCCUAUUGCCUCCUGAUGCCUCCAAUAACGGUACCAACUCAAGCGAUGCAGCAGGGAGUCCAGGCAACUCAGCCACCGAUUUCAGUCGACCGGGUUCAUUCCCUUAUCCGACAACAAUCAGCAUCGAUCGACACGGGGGCAACAUCAACAAGAAAGCCGUGUACUGUUACGGGGUGGACCAAUUACAGGUCAUACAGUCGGAUGUCAAGGGGAUUGUGCCAGAGUUCCGAAGUGUUGGGGGCACUUUGAUCAAUGCGGCCCCGGGGCUGGUGAAUGGCACCAUCAGCGACGACCCCAAUUUCGAUCAGGAAGCAGGCGGGAUUGACGGGGGGACAGGGGGAUGUGAGUGCGUUUGGCAGAACUGGAACUGA